ACCAGUGCAGUCUGAACUCCACUCUCCCGGCCACAUUCCCAGGUGCUCCGGGAAGGAUCACUUUUAGAUACCGAGAGGCUCGCGGGCUCCUCGGCUGGAGGGAUCCCUGAGCAAUCCCUAGCCCAGAGCCGUCUUAGGAUCGCUCUGAGCUGGAGACGGCUGCAAGAGUGCAUAUAGGACCCGCGCGGCCAGAGGCUCUUCGCCUCGGCAGAGCCCAACGCCGGCGCCCUCUGUGCCCAGGGCUGCUGCCUGCCAAGGAGGGACAGGCAGAGAGACGAACGUCGGGGGACCGAGGCUCCUAGAGGGCUGGCAAUCGUGUCGCUACCGCCAUGGGCAGCAAGACCCUGCCGGCUCCCGUGCCCAUCCACCCGUCGCUUCAGCUCACCAACUACUCGUUCCUGCAGGCUGUGAACGGGCUGCCAGCUGUGCCCUCGGAUCACCUGCCUAGUCUGUACGGCUUUAGUGCCCUGCACGCUGUGCACCUGCACCAGUGGACCCUGGGCUACCCUGCCGUACACCUGCCGCGCUCCUCUUUCUCCAAGGUGCCCGGCGCCGUGUCCAGCCUCGUGGACGCCCGCCUGCCAUUGCCCGCCUUCCCCUGGUUCCCGCACGUUAUCCAGCCCAAGCCUCAGGACGGGGGGGCUGGCGGGCCACCGCUCAAGGCCAAGCCGCGCUUCGACUUCGCCAACCUGGCCUUGGCCGCCACCCAGGAGGACCCGUCCAAGCUCGGCCACGCCGAGGGCCCUGGCUCUCCUCCACCCGGGCUCAGCGCCCUUCUCGACGUGAGCAAGCUGUCGCCAGAGAAGAAGCCCACCCGCGGCCGCCUGCCCUCCAAGACCAAGAAGGAGUUUGUCUGCAAAUUUUGCGGUCGUCACUUCACCAAGUCCUAUAACCUGCUGAUUCACGAGCGAACGCACACGGACGAGAGGCCCUACACUUGCGACAUUUGCCAUAAGGCCUUCAGGAGACAAGACCACCUCCGCGACCACAGGUAUAUACACUCCAAAGAGAAGCCCUUCAAGUGCCAGGAGUGCGGGAAGGGAUUUUGCCAGUCCAGGACUCUAGCCGUCCACAAGACGCUGCACACGCAAGUGAAGGAUCUCAAAGUCAACAAAAUCAAAUGCUGAAGGCCCGCGCCCACCAGGGCCCAUCGGCAGAACUCGGAGGAAGUAGCCUCCGCCCCUGGUCCCAGGCAAAAGCCCGAGACCCCUUAGCCUGGAGCAAAGAAAGGCUGUGCCAGCCACUAGCUGGCCGGGAGCGAAGGGCCAGGCUCUGCCUCCCUCUGACACUCACGCCCACGCUCCAGGGGGCUCCAAGGGGUGCUCGCAGCACCGACCGGACCGGCCUGGCCGCAGGCCUGUGGAUGUAGGGGCGGCGGCCAGUCCACUCCCGGCCUGGACUCAGAAACUUUGCUCCAAGAGGUGGAGCUCAAGGGUCGGCCGCCAGGCUCAAGCGGGAAAGGGCUUCGCUGCAGCCACCGCCGAAGCCUCUGGCUCCUCCCCCCAGUGUUACUGUCCAUUUUUCCAGAGUUCCGUUGUUGCUGCGUUACGUAGUUGCUGUUACAUGCUUGCAGCGUUACAUUGUUGCGGCAUUAUAUUACGUUACAAACUUUCUCUGUAAGUUUCCUUUUUGGGCAAAUUUCUCUUUUCCUUGCCCGAGUGUACCUAGAAGUGGUCCACAGAGAGCGGCUGGAGAAAGAAGCGAGGUUAGGGAGAGAGGAGAGGGUGCCGUGAGCUGCUCCAGAGCGCCCCCUUCCAAACUCAAGCGGCCCCAGGACCCAAGGGGAAGCUACACAGCAGGCUUGCAUUGGAACACCCCAACCAGCUCCACAACCUCCAACAAAACCCAUCAGAUUUGGAGGGCUGCCCUGUGGGUCCUGCAGUGGACUGGACCUCCCUUCUCCACCUCCCCGCUCGCCCAGCUGGGAACUCCCUCAGCUCUCGUCCUGGGAAUACUGGGGUCCUGGUCCAGGAAUCCAUGGACGUGGCCUGGGGGAGCCCGCGUAUGGAGCCUCUAAAAGAUGGAGGGACCGGUGAAAGUAAACCAAGCCGGCCCCACCCCCUUCUGCCCGGGACCGUCGGGAGGUGGCCAGGCGUGCCUGGGUUGGCACCAGGACAGAGCUCUUUCAUGGAAAACACCAACAGGCUUGUUAAUGUGUAUUAGUAUUAUUUGUUAAUUUUCCUAACAGUGUAAAAAGAAGUGUGAGAGAGAGGUCACGUUUUCUUGGUUUCUAUAAGGCCAGAGGAGAGCGGCGGCUGUGGGGCUGUCGGCACUUUAGGUUGAUGAUUGGGAAAAAGGACAUUUAUCACUGGAGUCUGGGCUGUUAUUGAUGUUUAAGAUAUAUUAAAAUAAAUGGUUAUUUUACAGGC
This is a messenger RNA of Phascolarctos cinereus (koala), 2369 nucleotides long. It is a transcript of the gene OSR1, whose product is annotated as odd-skipped related transcription factor 1. NCBI's taxonomy places the organism in Eukaryota, Metazoa, Chordata, Mammalia, Diprotodontia, Phascolarctidae. Gene Ontology annotation, biological process: urogenital system development; embryo development; regulation of transcription by RNA polymerase II. The record is from RefSeq and is a predicted model, not a curated record. Gene Ontology annotation, cellular component: nucleus. Gene Ontology annotation, molecular function: DNA-binding transcription factor activity, RNA polymerase II-specific; RNA polymerase II transcription regulatory region sequence-specific DNA binding.